AGGCAUUUACAUUCUCAUUGACUUGCAGUAGAUAUAGAAGAGAUAUGGCAGAAGGAGGGACAACAUUGGAAUACACACCUACAUGGGUUGUUGCAUUGGUUUGCAGUGUUAUUGUUGUAAUCUCUCUUGUUGUGGAGAGGUUACUUCAUUAUCUUGGCAAGGUUCUCAAGAAGAAGAAUCAGAAGCCUCUUUAUGAAGCCUUGCAGAAAAUCAAAGAGGAGUUGAUGUUGCUGGGUUUCAUAUCGCUGCUGCUGACAGUGUUACAAGGUGCCAUUAACAGAAUAUGCAUGUCAAAGGACUGGGCUGAUAAAUGGCUUCCUUGUGAAAAACAUGAAGCAAAACAAACUACUACUGCAGCCCACUUCCAGACCACCUUUUCUUCUGGGAUUAGACAUCGUCACCUCCUUGCAGAGGACGCCGCCUCCAUUAAUGGGUAUUGUGCAGCUAAGGGGAAGGUUCCGUUAUUGUCUACGACUGCUUUGCAUCAUCUUCAUAUAUUCAUCUUCGUGCUUGCUUGCGCACACGUGGUGUUCUGUGCUCUGACAAUUCUUUUUGGAGGAGCAAAGAUAAGGCAAUGGAAAAAAUGGGAGGACUCCGUCUCAAACAACGACCAAGACGCUACAAAAAUAAAGGUAACCCACGUCCAAGAACACGACUUUAUCAGGAAACGCUUUGGGGGCAUUGGAAAGAAUUCAGCUUUACUGGGUUGGGUGCAUUCAUUUUUCAAGCAGUUUUAUGGAUCCGUGACCAGAUCGGAUUACAUCACAUUGCGACUAGGCUUCAUUAUGACACAUUGCAGGACCAACAAAAAGUUUGAUUUUCACAAGUACAUGAUGCGUGCCCUUGAAGCCGAUUUUAAAAAGGUCGUAGGAAUAAGUUGGUACCUCUGGUUAUUUGUGGUUCUUUUCCUGUUGCUGAAUGUUGCUGGUUGGCAUUCAUAUUUCUGGAUCGCUUUCAUCCCCCUUAUUCUAUUGGUUGCGGUUGGAACAAAGUUGGAGCAUGUAAUUACACAACUGGCUCAUGAAGUUGCAGAAAAGCAUGUAGCAGUCGAAGGAGAUUUGGUAGUUCAACCUUCAGAUGAUCACUUCUGGUUCUGCAAGCCUCGACUCAUUCUCUUUCUAAUCCACAUAAUCCUUUUCCAGAAUUCCCUUGAACUGGCAUUCAUCUUUUGGAUAUGGCUGCAGUAUGGUUUCAACUCCUGCAUCAUGGGACAAGUGGGUUACAUCAUUCCAAGGCUUGUGAUAGGGGUCUUGGUUCAGUUCGUUGCCAGCUACAGCACCCUACCAUUGUAUGCAAUCGUCACACAGAUGGGAAGUUCAUUCAAGAAGUCCAUAUUUGAUGAGCAUGUUCAAGAGGGUCUUGUUGGUUGGGCUAAGCAGGCAAAAAAGAAAGUUGGACUAAAGAAGGCUGCUGCUGCAGGAUCUAGCCACACCCAAGUUCCUCGCAAUGAAAAUGCCGCAGAUGGAGUUCAGUUGGCAGUACCUGUUUAACGUGAAUCUGCAAAUUAAAGCGGGCAUUGUAGGAGAGAUUUUCCCCAGAAAAUGUCUCCCAUGGAAAUAACUGAUGAGAUGCCCUUUCAAUCUCACUUUUGUCUGCCUGCUUGGUAUGAGGAUUUUAGAAACAGGGUAAGCAUACAAUAAUCUUAGCAAGCAUAAAUGUAUCUUCUAACAGCUGAAAACAAUUACACGAUGUUAUCAAAUAAAAUGCAACUCUUCCUUAGUGCACAGUGAGACAAGAAUCAUGGUUUAUCUU
Molecule: messenger RNA, 1752 nt
Organism: Tripterygium wilfordii
Lineage: Eukaryota; Viridiplantae; Streptophyta; Magnoliopsida; Celastrales; Celastraceae
Product: MLO-like protein 1
Exons: 14
Coding region: 45-1490 (481 amino acids)
Biological process (GO): defense response
Cellular component (GO): membrane
Source: RefSeq, a predicted model, not a curated record